This is a messenger RNA of Diospyros lotus (date-plum), 1286 nucleotides long. RefSeq lists its product as uncharacterized. The coding region runs from base 228 to 1001 and encodes 257 amino acids. NCBI's taxonomy places the organism in Eukaryota, Viridiplantae, Streptophyta, Magnoliopsida, Ericales, Ebenaceae. The record is from RefSeq and is a predicted model, not a curated record. The transcript has a single exon.
AGAGAUCGCUCAAUAAAUAUACACUUCCCACGUCUCUUCACUUCCCCUUUCAACUACCAGUUCCCUCCCCUCAAAUCUCGUCGGAAAACGCCUUCCGCCACCCCAAUUCCGCCAAUUCUCCACCACCACCACCACCGCCCAAAUGAAACCCCAGUUUCUGAUCCACUACCUCUAUUUGUAGAACCGCAUAAAUAGGUUUGUUUUUCUUUUACUGAGGAAGCAAGCAAAUGGGUUGCUGUGUCAGUACCAAUUCCAAGCCCGCAUCUCCGCCCAAGGACCACCACCAUCGUCAUUCGUCGUCGGCGAGAUCCGCCGACUUCCGCCACUCCAAGGCGCCGCCGCCGCUAGAAGAAGAGACCGUGAAGGAAGUCCUGUCCGAGACUCCGAAUCCGAAGCCACCUGUCCCAAAAAUCCAAGACGAGAAAGAGGCUAAGAUCCAAGAAGACGACGCUAGCGAUGUCGGGGAUAAGACGCCGUUUACGGCCACGGAGGUCUCCGAAGUGUCCGACAUCACCAGCUUGAGCGAGAGCGUGUCGACGCUGACAGAGAGGAGAGAGGAAGACGAGGGUGAGGUCCGGCAGAGGGUGGCUAGAUCGCCGUCGAAGCUCCGGCGGAGAGGGAGUACGCCGGCGGUCGGAAAAUCCCCGGUCAGAAGGUCGGAUCCGUCUCCGGGCCGGGUCAGACUGGUUCCAGCAAGAGAGAGGCCGGGCGUGGCGCCCGCCGGGCAGAGACAGGACUCCGGGGACGUCAACAUGCGGAGGUUGAGGUCUCCAGCUAAGCGCGGGGCCGAGACCGGAGCUGCAAGAACGGCCGGGCUGGGCCGGAGCCCGUCGGAUAGGAAAACGGGGAAGUCUCCGGAUCGGGUCAGAUCCGACCAGUCCGAGAAGACCCGAAAGGUUCGGGAGACCGCGGACAAGGAGGCCGCCACGUGGCCGCCACCGACAGGCAACGAGUCUCUUGAAAACCCGCUCGUGUCCCUGGAAUGUUUCAUCUUUCUGUAGAGCGAGUCCACAGAGAGGGAGAGAGAGAGCCGUGGGCAGAAACUGUAAUUAUGGACUUUCUCGGGGGUCAAUUGUGGAAUGACGAUACGGCAUGGGGCCGAAAGCUUACUGCUGUCCUUCAUUUUUGUCCUGCUUAGCGUAAAAAGAGUCAAAAGCCAAACAUCAAGUUGGCUGGUGAAAUUCCAGAAUUACCUUUCUUCUCCUUCUCCGGUAUGUAUUGUGUCUGUCUGUGUCCCACUGUAGUUUUGGCUGUGCAAUUCCAGAAAUCAAUGCCAUUUAUUGGUC